AUGUCUCAAUCACUAAGAGAAGGACAGCAUAACCAUUCUGACGCUUUCAACUGCGAAAAACCAAGAAGGAUCCAGGAAGAUCCGCCAAAGGAGACGAUUCUCAUAGCGGUGCUCAUCGCUCUACUGAUUGGGAUCUUUAUGCUCAUUGCAGCUUUAUUUGGCUUGCUUACUCUCAGAAGGACACAGUCGCGUCGAUCUCAUCUCCAAAAAUCACCGAGUGAAGCGAAGGUCACUAUCAAGCCUUGGGACCAUGAUACUUUUUGCCAAGACAUGAAUCGAGGUUUUCAAUACCAUUCAGAUUGGCAGCGUCAGACUUGCUCGCUAACAAAACCUGAUCAGACUUUGAGUCGGGCUGUUAUGCAGAAGUGUCAGAGAGCACGGGAUAAGUUUCGAGACGGCCAAUUCUUCUUCACCCGCGAUAGUCGCUCCCCAGGUAUCUCGAGGUUCAAUUCUAGAGGUAGCACCAAGCUCGGAACAUCUCCUCGCGCAAGACUUCCUUUCAAGUUCGAUAAAUUAGGUGAGCCUAUCAACAAUUUUCUCUCUUCUGAUCCAGUCCUAACAGUUGCAAAUAUCAACACAGGAAUACCAAGGCGCGCCAAGACUAGACCAACGGCACCACCUCAACCACCAAAAGAUCCUAGGUUGAUCUCCAAGCUUCCGGUGAGAAUUUACGAAAGCUUAGAAUUGCUUCCCCAACAGCUUAUCGGAAGGACACCAAGUACACUUAAAAGUGUCAAACAUUAA
Melampsora larici-populina 98AG31 is the source of this 744-nucleotide messenger RNA. RefSeq lists its product as uncharacterized. Lineage: Eukaryota; Fungi; Basidiomycota; Pucciniomycetes; Pucciniales; Melampsoraceae. The record is from RefSeq and is a predicted model, not a curated record. Bases 1 to 744 code for a protein of 247 amino acids. The transcript has 3 exons.